This is a messenger RNA of Trichoplax adhaerens, 516 nucleotides long. RefSeq lists its product as uncharacterized. Gene Ontology annotation, molecular function: GTPase activity. The coding region runs from base 1 to 516 and encodes 171 amino acids. Gene Ontology annotation, biological process: ribosomal subunit export from nucleus. The transcript has 5 exons. The record is from RefSeq and is a predicted model, not a curated record. Gene Ontology annotation, cellular component: cytosol. NCBI's taxonomy places the organism in Eukaryota, Metazoa, Placozoa, Uniplacotomia, Trichoplacea, Trichoplacidae.
AUGAUAUUGGAAUCGGUGUACGGAAUCAGCUUACCAGCACCAGGUGAAGGAGAAAAUGCGAUGCGGCCUCCUACACCCCACGAGUUAUUAACUGCUUAUGGAUUUAUUAGAGGUUUUAUGACAGUUCACGGUGAAGCUGAUGUAGCCAGAUCUUCUCGCUAUAUUCUAAAAGAUUUCGUUAACGGUAAAUUGCGAUAUUGUUGUCCUCCCCCCGAAGUUAAUCCGGUACUAUUUCAAGAUCAGUUCAACGAGUACAAAAUUAGAAAAAUAAAAUUUGAACAAAAAUUAAUGGAAAAAAUGCACGGUAAAAAGGAUAAUAUCGAUGAAGACUUUUUUGCUGAGAAAUUAAGUAAAGUUCACCUGAAAGGAAGAGUAGUUCCAGCCUCCGGUAUGAAAUUAUCAAAUAUUGCUGAUAGUGAAAUUGAAGGUCAGAUGAAUAAAACUAGCAAGAAGCCUUGGAAACGCCAUUUUAAUAAACACAAGAAAGAGAAACUGCGACGUAUUUACGAUAAAUAA